AUGUCGCCCUUCACCAUUAACUCACCUGUUCCUCUCGGUUUGGCUUCGGAAUGCAAGAAAGCUGCCCGCAUUCUGAACAGUUUUAUCGCUCCCGGUCAUGGUAUCGAUAAAGUUAUUCCUCACAGCAUUCUCGCCAAUGCCAAAGGCCUCGCCAUUUUCACUGUGUUGAAGGCCGGCUUCCUUUUCUCCGGUCGCGCUGGUUCGGGACUUGUUAUUGCUCGUCUUCCGGAUGGAUCUUGGUCCGCCCCAUCGGCCAUCAUGACCGGUGGUAUGGGUUUCGGUGGUCAAAUAGGCGCGGAACUGACGGAUGUGGUCAUGGUAUUAAACACAACUGCAGCUGUUAAAACGUUUAUGCAUCACGGCAGCAUUACGCUUGGCGGCAAUAUUUCAGUGGCUGCUGGACCGGUUGGACGCAAUGCAGAAGCAUCAGGCACGGCUUCUUACAAGAACGUGGCGGCCGUUUAUUCCUACAGCAAGACACGUGGCCUGUUUGCCGGUGUUUCCUUGGAAGGAUCGGUGAUUAUAGAACGGUUCGAUGCCAACGCCAAGAUGUACCGUCGAAAGGUCAAAGCCAGAGACUUGUUGAACGGCAAUGUUCCUCCCCCUCCGGAAGCCGGCGCCUUGUAUCAAGCGUUGGAUCUGCGAUUCAGGAAUAGCAGCAGUGCCGGCGGUCGCUUUGACUUUAUGCAAAACGGCAACGGCUUUGAUGACAGUUACCGACGCUCGCCUCCUCAAUCGUUUGCGGAUUCGCCAUAUGCAUCCUCAGAUCCAUUUGACGGCCAUUCACCGACGACCACUCGCGCACGACAGCAAUCCUUUAGCCGCGCCGCCGUACGUCAACAGGCCACAGGUGGUGGUGGCACCUUUUGGCACUCCCGUGCCGAACCGGAACCGAUGUUCGAUUCGUGGACCGCCAGUCCUACGCGCAGUCGAGCUCUAAGCUCACCAAAGAUGAAUGACUUCAACGACAGCAACAACCAAAGAGCGGUCAGUACGAGUGAUUCUCUUCCUCGUGCUCGUGCUUUAUUCCGAUUCGCAGGCGAGCAAGACGGUGAUUUACCUUUUGGAAAAGGAGACAUCAUUACCAUUCUCAAGAAAACAGAUACGCAGCAAGACUGGUGGACAGGUCGCAUUGGUGUACGCGAGGGCAUGUUUCCUGCCAAUUUUGUCGAGUUGAUUUGA
Messenger RNA from Radiomyces spectabilis, 1182 nucleotides. RefSeq lists its product as uncharacterized. The record is from RefSeq and is a predicted model, not a curated record. The transcript is spliced from 8 exons. Gene Ontology annotation, biological process: actin filament bundle assembly; actin cortical patch localization. The coding region runs from base 1 to 1182 and encodes 393 amino acids. Gene Ontology annotation, cellular component: actin cortical patch. Gene Ontology annotation, molecular function: phosphatidylinositol binding; actin filament binding. Lineage: Eukaryota; Fungi; Mucoromycota; Mucoromycetes; Mucorales; Radiomycetaceae.